AUGGCUUUGCAUCUGAGAUACAAGAUGGAUAUGUUGGCUUUCUCUGGAUGCACCCAAGGUUGUACAGCAGAAGAAGCUGAAGAGCUCAAGCGAAUGAGAAAUGUGUGGCCACAUGAAUUGUGCUUUUCAUUCAAGCAUGCAUUCCCCUGGUGGAGGGAGAAAGAGAUUGUUUCUGAGGAAAGGAGAUCACAAGGUCUGUGUCCUCUGACUCCGGAAGAGACAUCAUUAGUUUUACAGGCACUAGGUUUUGACAAAGACACUCAGAUUUACAUCGCAUCUGGAGAAAUCUAUGGCAGCGAACGGAGAUUAGCCACAUUGAGGGCUGCAUUUCCACGGAUUGUUAAAAAGGAGAUGCUGCUGGAUCCAAAGGAGUUGCAGCAGUUCCAUAAUCACUCGUCACAAAUGGGGGCUCUAGAUUUUAUGGUAUCAAUAGCCAGCAAUACUUUCAUCCCCACAUAUGAUGGAAAUAUGACAAAACUUGUGGAAGGUCACCGCAGAUAUCUUGGAUUUAAGAGAACCGUUCUCUUAGACCGUAAAAAGCUUGUGGUGUUACUGGAUUUGUAUCAAAAUGGGACACUUUCACAGAAUGAUUUUGAAGUUGCUGUACAUCUGGCACAUGAGAAGAUGGGAAAGCCAAAUCAUCGUAGAGUUAUUGUCGAUAAGCCCAAGGAGGAGGAUUACUUCUAUGCAAAUCCUCUGGAGUGCCUUUGUGAGCAACGCGACUGUGAUGAUUUGCUAGGCCCGGGCAAGAGAAACUCCAGUGAAGUCUCUAGUUGAUUUACGGCGAUGAUCAACUAUUGUCAUCUGAACAUGUUCUCUACAAUAUGUUCACGGGCUUAGGAUUCAAGUUGAUCUCUACAAAAGUUGCAGUGCGCGGCAUAGCUGCAUUAGUUUUCCUUACAUUAAGAUAUGAAGACACUCUUUGAGUUUGUUGCGCGAGCUGCUCUGCUUUCAUCAUCGUGAAUGGUUUUUUGUUUGACCAUGAUAAGCAAAUGCCUGAGAGCCUAACAAGCAGCAGCCAGCAAAGAAUUCUUGUCUUCCUUCUAAGGCAACUACAAAGAUAAAUUCAUCAUUUUUUCUUGUCCAUAGUUAACGAUCGUAAUCUGUUGAGAAGUCCCUGAAAGUGAGAGUGUACGUAUUGCCCUUUUUGUGCUAACACAGAAUGAAAGCUUAUUUGGUUCAUGUC
Molecule: messenger RNA, 1186 nt
Organism: Eucalyptus grandis
Lineage: Eukaryota; Viridiplantae; Streptophyta; Magnoliopsida; Myrtales; Myrtaceae
Product: rhamnogalacturonan I rhamnosyltransferase 1
Exons: 4
Coding region: 1-777 (258 amino acids)
Cellular component (GO): chloroplast; cytoplasm
Source: RefSeq, a predicted model, not a curated record